Molecule: messenger RNA, 673 nt
Organism: Trypanosoma grayi
Lineage: Eukaryota; Euglenozoa; Kinetoplastea; Trypanosomatida; Trypanosomatidae
Product: dual-specificity protein phosphatase
Exons: 1
Biological process (GO): negative regulation of MAPK cascade
Cellular component (GO): cytoplasm
Molecular function (GO): protein tyrosine/threonine phosphatase activity; MAP kinase tyrosine/serine/threonine phosphatase activity
Source: RefSeq, a predicted model, not a curated record
AUGGAAAAGCCCCACCAUAGUCAUGCAGCUGCUCUGCUUCCGCCCCCGCCGGCCUUUGCGCGUGGUGGGGUGCACACGAGCGGAGGCGGUGGGCGCGCGAAGCGGCGCUACCACCACUUCUCUGACAAGAACGUGGUGGACCUUCGCCGCCUCGACACCGACGAUGCCAACAGCGUCAGUAUCAGCAGCAGUAACAACAGCCGUAGCAAACGAAACACCAGCGGGGGAAGUAGCGUUCACCUCUCCCGCGGCGGGCAUCACCAUCACCACCCUCCUCAGCCGCAACAACAACAACAACAACAACAACAACAACAACAGCAACAACAAUGCCGGCCGUCGCCGGUGUCGUGUAGUAGUUGUGGUAUACCGCUGCAGUCCAGCGUGUCGAGUAACUACGAUCCGCCGUCGAAGGUUCUUGACUUUCUCUUUCUUGGCGGUGUUCGUGACGCCACCAACGCAGAGUUCCUGCGGCGCGAGAAUAUCGUGACAAUCCUCAACAUCUCACGUGAGGAGUACUGGUCGGUCGACCGCGGCAUUGUCGUGCACCCGUUCGCCGUCGACGACACGACUGACGCGGACAUCGCGCAGCAUUUCCGGCCGGCCUUUGCGCUGCUGGAGGCGUCGCGCCGCGCUUACUACGAGGCGCGACAGCGCGGCGCUUCUGCUGGGCCGC